Ilyonectria robusta is the source of this 1162-nucleotide messenger RNA. RefSeq names its product P-loop containing nucleoside triphosphate hydrolase protein. Lineage: Eukaryota; Fungi; Ascomycota; Sordariomycetes; Hypocreales; Nectriaceae. The annotation marks the transcript as partial. The transcript is spliced from 3 exons. Gene Ontology annotation, molecular function: GTP binding. The record is from RefSeq and is a predicted model, not a curated record.
CCCCGUGGUGAGGCUAAGCUGACCACUCCAACUGGGAAUGCCCCUCCUCCAGCCCCUACACUCGUCUGUGUUCCAGACGAUACCUACGAUGAUACCUCUGACGAUGAUGGUACUGAAGGACAGCUCAACAUUUCAACUAGCUCGGAACGUCCAGAAGGUUGGGUCAUGGGGGCAUUUUCAGGUCUCAAGAGGAUUGUUGCAGAAGCCAAAGGUGCAGCUUCCAAGCCUGUGGUGGACUUCAUCAGGAAAUAUCUCCGGGGAACAAAGCUUAUCUUCGUUGUGGGACAAUCCGGAACUGGAAAGUCGACCCUUCUGAGCGAGAUCUCCGGCCAGCAAUUGCAUGUUGGAAAUUCUCACAAGUCAGGCACGAAGAACUAUCAAGUUUGCCCAGCAAUCAUUGAUGGCGAACAGUAUCUAUUUGUGGACACUGCAGGAUUUGGCGCCGCUGACAUCGAUGACAUGGCGAACUUCCAUGACAUCAUCACAUGCCUGGAUGCUCUUAGCCCUUUUGUCACUGUUGCUGGUGUUCUAUUUGUUUACGGCGGUAAUCAGGACCGGAUGAUGAAAGCAGACCUAACAACGAUACAGUGGGUGAAGUGUUUCUGUGGGCCAGAGUUCUACAAGAAUAUUACCAUCGUGACCAGCAAGUGGGAUUCAUUGAGCGAAGACGAUUUUGAGGAACAUUGGGAAUCCAAGCUGCCCGGUCUGUUGAAUGACCCGAGCAUCACCGAAGUUCUCGAACCUUCGCCUGUCGGCCCGCGGCGCUAUCAUGGAGGCGCGGUCUACCACCAUAGCAUCAAGCAAGCCAACGGCAAUGACACCGGGGAACCAAUCCAGCGACUAUCGGUCCGAAAACGUUCCGGGGAGAGAGCAGAAGAGAUCAGAGCCAUGAUCAGCAAGCGGUACAAGGAGGUACCAAACGUCAAGCUUCAAGUCGUCCGCGAAAUGGCGUGCAAGACCCCUUGGUACGAGACAGAGGCUGCAAAGGUGUUGGAGCAGAACCCUUUGUACAUUCGUCUCGAUGUCAAGAGCGAUCUCGCCCGGGUCUCAGUUCUCGAAACGCCCCGGAAAAUGGAAGGUGCCCAGCUGGAUCAACCAGAGCCAAUCUCGAAUAGCCCCUUACCUCCCGCUGCCUUGGAGGACAACAACACGCAAAAUACGC